Messenger RNA from Scleropages formosus (Asian bonytongue), 3415 nucleotides. It is a transcript of the gene cyp7b1, whose product is annotated as cytochrome P450, family 7, subfamily B, polypeptide 1. Gene Ontology annotation, biological process: cholesterol homeostasis; bile acid biosynthetic process. The transcript is spliced from 6 exons. Lineage: Eukaryota; Metazoa; Chordata; Actinopteri; Osteoglossiformes; Osteoglossidae. The record is from RefSeq and is a predicted model, not a curated record. Bases 236 to 1741 code for a protein of 501 amino acids. Gene Ontology annotation, molecular function: oxidoreductase activity, acting on paired donors, with incorporation or reduction of molecular oxygen; heme binding; iron ion binding.
GCUGUUAAACUGCAGUGUUCUGCAUCACAUUUUUUUUUUUUUAUCCUUACCACUCAUCGUUGCUGUUGUUCGUCACUCCCUAAACCCCCCAACGUGUCUUUCUGUAAGAGGGUUAAUCUACACAGAGCGCCGUCUCUCGGGUUUCUGUGCGCGGACGGAGCGUCACGUGGGCGUCGCGGAGGCGCGGCGAUCGGUCGGGUCGGUGUGCGUUCGGCGUGCGGAGUCGGUGUGGCACAUGAUGAUGUUGGGGAGGUUCGACAUGGCUCUGCCGGAGGCUCUGAUCGCGGUUCUCCUGGGCUUCGCGGUGCUCUACCUGCUCGACGUGUUCGGGAGGAAAAGGAAGGACAGGGAGCCCCCGCUCAUUAAAGGAUGGAUUCCUUAUGUGGGGAAGGCCUUGGAGUUUGGCAGAGACCCGAGCACUUUCUUAGCUGCUCUCAAGAAGAAACACGGAGAUGUGUUCACAGUGCGCAUCGCUGGUAAAUACAUGACCUUUGUUAUGAACCCAGCUCUGUACCCUGCUGUGAUAAAACAUGGCAAACAGCUGGACUUCCAUGAGUUCUCAGAUGAGGUUUCCCCACGGACCUUUGGGUACCCGCCCAUUAGGAGCCCCAAGUUCUCAGGACUUCAUGAGCAGAUCCAGAGGUCCUACCAGUUCCUAAAGGGGGAGAACCUAAAUUCACUGGCCCAAAGCGUGGUGGAGAACCUGGAGUUGGUGCUUCGGCAGGACCACAUGACCGAGGGCAGCCAGUGGAUGACCGACGAGCUCUAUGGCUUCUGCUUCCGGGUCAUGUUCGAAGCCAGUUUCAUGACCCUAUAUGGCCGACCUGCUCAAGGGUCACGGCACACCCAAAUGGCAGAACUGGCCAAAAGGUUCAGAAAGUUUGAUGCCAUUCUCCCGUUCCUCAUCGCUGGAGUCCCCAUCUCCCUCCUGGGAGCUGCCAGAUCUGCGCGUAAGGAGCUCAAAUGCUUCCUGCAGCCCCAGAAGUUAGCGUCAUGGGUGGCACCAUCGCGGUUCAUCCAGGAACGGGUCGAGGUGUUUGAGCAGUACCACCUGUUGGGGGACCUGGACAAAGCUGGGCAUCAUUUCACCAUGCUUUGGGCUGCCGUGGGCAACACCGUUCCUGCCUCUUUCUGGGCAGUGUACUACCUGCUCAUGGAUCCAGAGGCGCUGGCUGCUGUGCGGGAAGAGGUCCACAGUGUCCUGGAGCCAGGUAGUGAAUGGAGCCACGCACUAACCCGGGAGCGCAUGGAUAACCUGCUUCUGCUCGACAGCGCUCUCAGCGAGAGUCUGCGUCUGUCUGCAGCCUCCAUGAACAUCCGUGUAGCGCAGGAAGACUUUACCCUGAUGCUGGCCCCAGAUUACUCCGUGGACCUGCGCCGGGGUGACAUUGUGGCCCUCUACCCCCAGAGCAUGCACAUGGACCCCGAGAUCUUUGAGGAGCCACAGACCUACAAAUUUAAUCGUUUUGUGGAAGACGGAGAGCUGAAGAGGAGAUUUGGAAAACCUGGCCAAAAGCUGACGUACUCCUGCAUGCCCUUUGGGUCGGGGUCCACCAAGUGCCCCGGCCGGCACCUGGCCGUGCUCGAGAUAAAGCAGUUCCUCUCGUUGCUCUUGCUGCACUUCGACAUAGAGCUGCUGGAGGCCCAGAAGCCGGUUGGCCUGGAUCUGAGCCGAGCCGGCCUGGGCAUCCUCUUCCCUGCUGCCGACGUCCGGUUCCGUUACCGGCGCCGAACCGUGUGACGUGACCCCAAUGGGAACGACGCAGUUGAACUAUUUUUCCUGAUGUAAACGAAAUGAUUGUUGUUGGUGGAACUCAUACACGCUGGCUGAAACCACUUGUCCCGAGCGGGGUUGCGGCGAACCGGAGCCUAACCCGCCAACACAGGGCGGAAAGCUGGACGGGGAGGGAACACGCCCACGACGGGACGCCAGUCCGAUGCAAGGCACCCCAAGUGGGACUCGAACCCCAGACCCGCCAGAGAACGGGAGAGGCCAAGCCCACUGCACCACCGCACCCCCAUGGUGGUGGAACUGUUGCUCCUAAUUUGAAUAAACCAGAUAUUGACAAGUGGCCCACAGUUGACAGUGAUUCCUCCCAACAUCCCGUCCCACCAUGGAUAACCUGCAGACCUCCCGCCCAUGGACACCCCCUCUCACAUGCACGAUGGACAUGAACCUACCUGCCCCUGGUGAUCUGUGUAUCCGCUGUCCCAACAGCCAUCUUCUCUGUGUAAUGAGUUCCAAUUUAAUCAUCCUUCUGGUUCAUAAUUUAAUUCAUGGAGAGGUUAUGAAAUGUUUUUUCUUUUUUUUUGACACAUUUACUGUAAAAUGUCUUUAGUGGGUUAUGUGCAUGAAAGGUAAGACAAGCUACUAAAAUACUUAUACAAAUAAGUUUUUAUCCACCAAAUAGGAAUCAAAAUCAGCAGAUUUGUAUUUGCAUGAGGAUUAACAUGUUGGACAUCAGUGAUGUCCAGUCCCAGGAAGGGACCACAUGCUUCUCUGGACACAAAUGAGCAGGAAUUGAGUGGACUUGAUCAUACAAAAGGAUGUCAUGAAUGCAGGGAUUGGAUACAACGUAGCAAGUGGACGAUAGACAUGGAUUGACAUAGUAUUAAGAAUUUACAACAUUAAGUAUUUAAUAUAUCACUGCUUUGUGGGAUCUGAAGCACCAUUGCUGACUCCAGCUGUCAGCUCACCUCCAGACUCUGCUGAACAUUGUUUUUCACCCUUUGUAAUCUUCUCCCUUCUAAAAGUUUUGCAUAUUUCCACGGACUUUUCCACAGAACUCUGAUGGAUUCACAGUGAGGUCCUCUGUAGGUCCAACAGUAUUGUCUGGGAUUGUGGCCCACUCCACAGCUUAUGCAUUUGGAAAGCCCUUAAGUGUAAACACCCAACAGAAGGAGGGUUUAGAUGAGACAAGUAAUUGUGGAAAUACAGCUUGUUUGUUCAAUACAGCCAUUGCUGUGACCAAAUAUUCUGUAGCUGAUUAUAGAAAUGGCAUUCAAAUAACAAAUAAAUAAUCAUAGCAGAUGGUUUUGGCCUAUUUAUGUAGCUGGCAGGAGAUCAAGAGAGAGAUGGGUCUGAAAAAUGGGUUUGAGACCUUUAUGCUCGAAGGGAUUCAGCAGUUCUGUGGGACAGAGGAAAUUCAUUCCACCACAACAGGAUUAAAAACAAAACUUGAUGGAUUGGAUAGUGAAUCCUUAGUGAGUUGCCAGAGGUGGAGGAGCAGAGAGCUCUUGCUGGGGCGUAGAGAGUAAUCAGGCUACAUAGGCAUCAGGGUGGUGAUUCUUUAACUGUCCUGUAGACUGUAACAAGAGGCCUGAACUUACACACGAUACAGAGACAAGGUGGGGAGAUGCACUGGAACGCUUCAGGAGGUCAAACCCAACUCGUGCUGCAGUAUUCUGGAUCAUC